This is a messenger RNA of Acanthosepion pharaonis, 894 nucleotides long. The record is from the annotation of a GenBank genome assembly. Lineage: Eukaryota; Metazoa; Mollusca; Cephalopoda; Sepiida; Sepiidae.
AUGGAUACAGUUCGGUUUCCAAAUCCGACUCACUGCAACAGGGAUAUACACUUUCUUCCUCUCUUUGGUUUUCUUCUUUCUUUCCUUCUUCUUCUUUACACAAUUCAGCUUAUAACAGAGGUAUACACUUUCUUCUCUGGUUUUUCCUUUUUCUUUCUUUACACAAUUCAACUUUCUCUUUUUCCUUCUUGCAAAUUCUCUCCAUCUCCUUUCUACUGCCGCUCUCCUCCCAAUUAUCUCUCUCUAUUAUCUUUCAACUCUCUCUUUCCUUACGAUUCUCUAUCUCCAUCUACUUCCCUAUUCUAUCUCUCCUCAUUCUCUCUACCAUCACCUUUUAAUGCACUUCUCAUUCCCACUCUCUCUCUUUCAUUCUACUUUCUACUGUAUCUUGCCUUCAUAUUCUCACACUCCAUCACCCUUCUACUCUCUCUCUCUCUCUAUGUCUCAUUUCAAAAUCCUCUCCCCUUCCAUUCUCUCUCCUUUCUCCUCUCUCUCUUUCUCCUUCCCUAUCUCUCCAUCUCCUUUUUACUGCAUCUUUCCGCCCCUCAAUUUCCCUCCAUCUUUCUAUUGUCUCUUCCCUUCCUAUUCUCACGCUACAUCUCUUUUCUAAUGUCUCUUUCUUUCCCAUUAUCUCUCUCCCUUCCUCUCUUCUUCCCUUUCUCACCAUCUACUUAUACAAUCUUUCUCCGUCCCAUUACCCCCUCUCUCUCCCGUCUUUCUUCCUCUCAUUCUCUCUAUCCAUCUCCUUUCUACUUUCUACUAUAUCUCGACAUAAUUUUUUACUGUCACUCUCCUUCCUAUAAUCUCUCCCUCUCCAUCACUUUGUCGUCCCCAUUCUCUCCAUCUCUCUCUCUCUCUCUCUCUCUCUCUCUCUCUCUCUCUCUCUCUUUCUGA